AUGUUUCGCCCUUUCAUCUGUGCCACUUUCAAUCCUCACCAAGAUGACGAUGGUCCAAGAAAACCCAGAAACAACAAAGCUCGAAAAAAGGAUGACAAGAACCCUUACUCGGAUCGCGGCCUCGACAAGUUUUCUGCACUUUUAUCUGAGCUCGAGCAGAAGAAACAAAAGAUUUACUCGCAAACGGGCUCACAAGAUGUAAAGUUGGUUCGUUUUAAGUACAAGAACUCGACGGAUUUCGUCCCCAUCGUGGUAAAGCUCAAGGACAACAAGAAAGAAGAAGAGAAAAAGAAAGGUAUUGAUAAUACCACCACCAAAGAGAUGAAUCUUGAUGCACAAGUCAUAGAUAAACACCCAAUCCAUGAAGGGAAAGAAGUAAUGAACAAGGUACCACCAGGACUACAACCUGUUACUGAUCAGAAGAAGAAAAAACAAAGCUUUUCAUGGAAUAUUGAGUUCCAUAAAUGGAGACGGCCUUGUUACUAUUUACCAACAUUUCUGGUCUUGAUUUUGUUGCUUUUGGUGUUGUUUGAAAGAUCGGUUUCGAUACUAAUUACUUGUAUUGGAUGGUAUAUGGUACCUAUAAUACAAGGAAAUAGUUACAAUAAGAAGAAGGGUUAUGUUAGAAAAUUGAGUGACAACAAAACCGGAGCUGUAGGAGACAAGUCAUCCCAGGUCUGA
Gossypium raimondii (Peruvian cotton) is the source of this 681-nucleotide messenger RNA. RefSeq lists its product as uncharacterized. Bases 1 to 681 code for a protein of 226 amino acids. NCBI's taxonomy places the organism in Eukaryota, Viridiplantae, Streptophyta, Magnoliopsida, Malvales, Malvaceae. The record is from RefSeq and is a predicted model, not a curated record. The transcript has a single exon.